Molecule: messenger RNA, 1983 nt
Organism: Amoebophrya sp. A25
Lineage: Eukaryota; Dinophyceae; Syndiniales; Amoebophryaceae
Source: the annotation of a GenBank genome assembly
AUGGGUCAGAUAUCGGCGUUGCAGCGCAAGCAAAUGACCACAGUGCAGUCCAAAGCCGCGAAGGUGAUCGCCUUCGAUUAAGGCUCACGAUUGAAUUGGUUUUGGCAACCAUUAAUCAAAGUUUUCUCCGUCGCAUGCUAAGAAGGCGACCUUGGGAGGAAGUAAUUUAGCUUGCCUUUAUUCAUCCCAAUCUAUUCUCGUCUCUACAUUUAAAUUUUGCUCUCUAAUUUGAGGGCGGCGGCGACGACCUCGAUGGUGUUAUCAAGAAUCUCAGUCGGACCCUGCCUAACCUUGUUGGCGUCAAUAGUUUCAACAUUGGCCGCCCAGUCGCACAAACAGUGUACUACUUUUGGAUUUAUCUGCAAAUGCUUGCCGCAUCAACGACGAGUGCAGCUCUUGCUGAGGAGCCUCUAGGCGUCCAGAAGCAAGAGAAACAACGAGGAGAUGUGGACCAGGAGGCCCUUCCUUUAGUCGAUUUCGCGGUCCCAACAGGAGCCAUGGGAAAUUUAACGGCUGGGUUUUUCGCCCGUCGUCUUGGUGUCCCCAUCCGAAAUCUAGUGACAGCAUGCAACGUGAAUGACGUUACGUACCGGACUCUCUCUUCCUUAUGGCUUUGGACUAGAGCAAGUAUUCACAUCUGGAGGUGGACGAGAAUAUGCAUGCUCCAGAGGGGGACAGAGAGCUUUUCGCCUAUGUCAGUAUAAGAUUCACAUGGUCCGUCUCGUCACGGUGAAUGUUAGUGAGCGCUAACUUGUGGCAUAUUUGAGCGGGCACCGGAAAUGCACAAGAAUGUCGCCGAGGCAAUGAAUAUACAAGUUCCUUACAACUUCGAACGCCUUCUCUAUUUUGCUUUGUUCGACAACGCUGCAGCAGCUGGAAAGAAAGCACAAGUUCUAGACCACGGGGUAGACGCGGACGAUGCAACAAAUAAAACGACAAGGGAUAACUCCUCUUCUUUUUCUUCUCCUCAAGGCAAUGCACGUGCACACGAACAGGCGGGUGAAGGCUGCAAGCAGCGGAUGGAAGAACUUUCUAGGACAGGGAAAUACGCCUUGGGCGACGAAGUUUUUGGAUAUUUUCAAAAGUUUUUAGGCUGCACAUAUCGAGUCGACGAUGCUGACAUCUUAGAUACGAUUCGGCGGCACAGUUGUGGCGCUAGUGAAGAUGACAACGAAACAAAGAACCAACAUGAAGAUGCAACUGAUCGCGCGAAACCUGAUGACCCACACCAGACUUCAAUGUCAGAGGGCCUGCUCCUUGGACAGGAAAUGCCUACGGAGAAAGGAAUUCCGUACCUCUUGUGCCCUCAUUCGGCGUGUGGUGUAUUUGCUGCGGAACGACACAGAGAAGCCCAACUGAAAAAAGGAAGUGAUAAACAAGGUUGUACAGAUAUCGGCCCUCUUCACGCCUCGAUUAUCGAACAGCAAGUUCUUGAUCUAGAAAAAGAACAAGUUCCUACUGUCGCCUUAGCAACUGCGCAUUGGUGUAAAUUCGAGGAUGUUGUGGAUGAAGCAUUAAAAGACGAUCAACAUAAUGACGAACAGCAAAAUAUGACGUCUCCGUCUCAUCUACGGCGAGCGCGAGCCUUCCAGUUACCGAGUGCUGCCCUCAAAAUCCUCGAAAAGCCAGAGCGUCCCUACGAUUUGGAGCUCCAUCGAGUGGCUGGAGAGAACGAACCAAACGCCCAUCUUCGUUGGGAAUCGGAAGUGCGAGAACUGAUUACACGGUCUAGUCAGCAAGGAGCAACAUAGUUUUUUUUUCUGUGCUAGAUGUGGUAUGUCUCUGUGGUGGCGAUAGUGGCAGGACCGAAGUCGCUUAGGGUAACCAUUUUCUGUUGUUGUUUCCUAUGAAAAAAACGCAACGUGUCCCGCUGACGCUCCAGGUUAAGAGGGGAGAUAAUAUGACAUCAAUUCAACCUCCUCGUUGUGAAGGAUGCGUUGCAAGAAGAUAAUGAUGACUUUUUGAACUGGCAACCUGAUAAAU